Phytomonas sp. Hart1 is the source of this 210-nucleotide messenger RNA. Lineage: Eukaryota; Euglenozoa; Kinetoplastea; Trypanosomatida; Trypanosomatidae. The record is from the annotation of a GenBank genome assembly.
AUGCCCGUUCUGAGUGCCGACAAGGGCAGUGUCAGCACCCACUCACUGCCAAAUGACUCGAGCGGCACCCCGCCCCCAGCAGAGGCUUUGCGCGGUGAGGCGCGGUAUGUUCCCUAUAUCCCCGGACACGUGAUACCGCAGGAUCGGAGUGCCGUGCUGAAGCUCGAAGAUGGAUCGGUGCCGCUGACACCCGUGAUGCAUGCCCCUUAG